Chelmon rostratus (copperband butterflyfish) is the source of this 2289-nucleotide messenger RNA. It is a transcript of the gene adarb2, whose product is annotated as adenosine deaminase RNA specific B2 (inactive). Gene Ontology annotation, cellular component: cytoplasm; nucleolus. Bases 1 to 2289 code for a protein of 762 amino acids. Lineage: Eukaryota; Metazoa; Chordata; Actinopteri; Chaetodontiformes; Chaetodontidae. The record is from RefSeq and is a predicted model, not a curated record. Gene Ontology annotation, molecular function: double-stranded RNA adenosine deaminase activity; double-stranded RNA binding; tRNA-specific adenosine deaminase activity. Gene Ontology annotation, biological process: adenosine to inosine editing; RNA processing. The transcript has 10 exons.
AUGGCAUCCGUACUUGGAAACAACAGCCGCGCGUCGGGGGCUCAGAGCGGCCAGGUCAAAUGCAAGCUGAAAAGGCGGAGGCGGAGGCGAUCGAAGAGAAAAGAGAAAGUCAGUAUGCUGUCAGCAUUGAUCGCUCCUUUCAAGUACAUAAGCCCUGGGACCAGCAGCACAGAGGACGAGGACAGUUUAAGCACCAGCAGUGCAGAGGUAAAGGAAAACCGUAAUAUUGGUAACUUAGAGGAUCGCUCCAUCGGAUCUGCAGAGUGCCAGUCGCUCUUUUGCUCUGACUCUGCAAGAAGUGGGAGCUCUGGUCUGAAAAGGAAACGGCCACUGGAGGAAGACAACAAUGGGCACUUGUGUCAGCUCCGCCUCAUCUAUAAGAAACUGUCCUGGUCUGAGGCACCGAAGAACGCCUUGGUGCAACUUAAUGAGCUGCGGCCGGGCCUGCAGUACCGCAUGGUGUCUCAGACCGGUCCGGUCCACGCUCCUGUCUUCUCCAUCGCUGUGGAGGUAAACGGGCUGACCUUCGAGGGCACAGGCCCCACAAAGAAGAAAGCUAAGAUGAGGGCUGCCGAGCUGGCCCUCAAGUCCUUCAUCCAGUUCCCCAAUGCUCCUCAGGCCCACCUGGCCAUGGGAAACAUCUCCAACCCUUCAGCCGACUUCACCUCAGAUCAAGCAGACUUUCCUGACACACUCUUCAAGGAAUUCGAGACUUCGCCGUGCUCUGAUGGCCUCUCGCUCUGCAACUCAGCAGCAGAGAGUGAGCUGCUAUCAAGUGAGCUACUGAGACAUGGACGUUUGCUUCGCCAUACCUUGGACCUGAUGGUGCAGGCUCAGCAAAGGCUGGGUGGGAUUGUUCCAGAGCCAGAGGCCCCCAAGAGCCCUGUGGCGUUACUCAAUGAGCUCCGGCCGGGCCUGCGCUAUGCCUGCCUUUCAGAGCGAGCUGAGGGCCGACGGCUGCGCAGCUUUGUGAUGGCGGUGCGCGUGGACGGGCGGAUAUUUGAGGGCUGCGGUCGCAGCAAGAAGCUGGCCAAGAACCAGGCGGCCCAGUGUGCUCUUCAGGCCCUCUUCAACAUCAGGACAGCCCCUGAGGGGAGGACAGGCCUCAAAGCCAGCAGGAAGAGCUGUCCUCAUUUACCCCAGGACUUUGCCGAUUCAAUAUUCCACUUGGUGAGGGAGAAGUACCGGUCGCUGGUGGGCGGCUGCAGUCCUGCGCACGCUCGACACAAAUCCCUGGCAGGCAUCGUAAUGACCCGAGGUCUGGACCUGAGGCACGCCCAGGUGGUGGCGUUAUCCACAGGCACCAAGUGUAUAAACGGGGAGUAUCUGAGUGACCAGGGACAAGUGGUCAAUGACUGUCACGCUGAAGUCACGGCCCGCAGAGCCCUGCUACGCUUCCUCUACUCUCAACUUGAACUCUUCUUGAGUAAAAGGCCAGAGGACUGGGAGGAGUCGAUAUUCGUGCGGCACAAGGAGUGCAGCUACAGGUUGAGAGACAACGUCCAUUUCCACAUGUACAUCAGCACGUCGCCGUGUGGGGACGGGAGGCUCAACUCGCCCUAUGAAAUCACCACUGACUUACACAGCAGCAGACACCUCAUGAGAAAGCAACGCAGCCACCUGCGGACCAAAAUCGAGUCCGGCGAAGGGACGGUGCCGGUCCGAUGCCGGGGGCCCGUCCAGACGUGGGACGGCGUCUUACAGGGCGAGCAGCUCAUCACCAUGUCCUGCACUGACAAAAUCACCAGAUGGAACAUUCUGGGCCUGCAGGGGGCGUUGCUGAGCCACUUUCUGGAGCCGGUGUACCUUCACAGCGUGACCGUCGGCAGCGUUCGCCACACGGGCCAUCUGGGCAGAGUUCUGAACCAGCGGCUCGAGCGCCUGGGCCCGCUGCCCGCCACGCACAGACGCAACCAGCCCCUGCUCAGCGGGCUGAGCAGUGCCGAGUAUCAGCCGCCGGGGAAGGCCUCAUGUGUCAGCGUCAACUGGACGCUGGGGGACGGCCAGUUGGAGGUGGUCAACACGGCCACCGGGCGGAGACGGGAAUCAGGGACACCCUCGCGUCUCUGCAAGCACGCCCUGUUCACCCGCUGGAGCAGACUGUACCGCAAGUUGGGGAUCCACGUGUCCGGCUCGGCGGACCGCCAGCUCAUGUACUGUGAGGCCAAGAUGGCGGCGCGUCCUUACCAGACAGUGAAGCAGCAGUGGUUCAGAUCUCUGCAGGAAACGGGCCUCGGCACCUGGGUCAAGAAACCGCCCGAGCAGGAACAGUUCCUGCUGUCAGUCUGA